This is a messenger RNA of Osmia bicornis bicornis, 1614 nucleotides long. RefSeq lists its product as uncharacterized. NCBI's taxonomy places the organism in Eukaryota, Metazoa, Arthropoda, Insecta, Hymenoptera, Megachilidae. The transcript is spliced from 2 exons. Bases 788 to 1234 code for a protein of 148 amino acids. The record is from RefSeq and is a predicted model, not a curated record.
AUUUUUGAAAAUAACGUGAUCUCAAUAUUCUGAAGUUUUAAAAAAUUGCAAAUGUUAAGAAAAAACGACAAAUGCGUAUUCGCUCGCAUAGAAACUAGCAAUAAUUGUAUCCGUACCCGUGUUUCCGCUUGACAUAGCAUUUCGGGUCUUCGCCUGGGUUCUCAAGUAUGUUAUUUUUAUGCUCCAAGCGGUUUCCGAUCCUUUCCUUUGAACGGCAAGAAACCGACAAUUUUCGGAUCGGCCCAUUGCUUAUCUUCGUAUCACAGACCAACAGGCAAACUUUCUGAUAUUAUUUUAUUUUACUUUGUUAUAUUCAAUUAAAAAUUAUAUUAUUCUCUAAGUUAUGUUUUGACUAUCGUAGUCUUCUGUUCACGCGGUAGACGGCGGAAGUGAAGUCUCUUCUCUUUCAUUCCAUUGCUAUACGCGCACGUGUAAAGUCACGCCGUAACGGUAAUAAGAUAUUAUUAGUUAUUCUCAACAGCCGAAAGUGUCUAACGAAACUCGCCUCUAUUUUUAUGCACUUCGAAUAUGUACUAUCUACAGAUUAAAGAAACUUUAUCAUUCAUUCAUUUAAACACUUCGUUUCACUCGCCCACCACUGCCCUCCGGGAAUUUCCAAAAUAUCAGGUUAUGGGCCCAGGGUACCGUAUAACAGAAACUGAAUAAGUUAUUCGUUGUCGCGAGUGAAGUGGUGUUAAGUGCGAUUAAACAUUGAUAAAGCCGAAAAGUCUUUCAGCCCAUCGACCGUUUAGGAGGUCGCGAAAAUUACAGAUCAUGGGCUACGGCCAUGAAGGCAUAUCUACAAAUUGAAGAGUUGUGGGAUACCAUCGAAGCUCCAGUCAACGGUUCACUUUUGACCGACCCAGCGAAAAUGAUCCGAGCAAAAGCUAAAAUCAUUCUCGCAGUAGAACCGCAUAUCUACCCGCAUAUUGAAGGUGCCGCAUCGCCGAAGGUCGCCUGGCAACAACUUGAAAAGACCUGCGAUGAUAAAGGACUGCAACGCAAAAAAUUAUCAGGCAUUGGGACCAAGCUACCUGACGAUCUCGUUGGUGCCUUGCUGCUAGCCGGACUGCCACAGGAUUAUAAACCUAUGAUUAUGGCCCUAGGAAGUUCUGGAACCGACAUUACAACCGACCUCGUGAAGACGAAACUUCUAGAAGUCACGUGUUCAGAACAAAGUGACGGUUAUGAAACACGCGGGCUCAUGGUGCACUCACGCUCGUCCGAACACUAAUAAUAGGUGGCGCAAUAGGUUCACCUAUGCGCGCUCCCGAAGCGCUCUCUGGGAGUAACUAGGUUAAGUUAGGCUAGUUAGUUUUAGUUGCUAGAUUAAGUUGUACAGUGUGCGUCAUAGUGUCCUUUCGUCUAGUGAAAAAGCACUGACUUUGAAGUCCAAGUUUAACCGUAGCAAAUAAAUAUUCUAAAGCUUCUAUCACAUGAUUAUGUUAAUUAUUUUAACGCUUUUAUUAAAUAAUUGGAUUUAUGAUAUUUGCUGCAGUUAAACUUGGAUUCCAAAGUCAGUGCUUUUUCACUAGACGAAAGGAUACUAUGACGCAUACUGUACAAUAUCAAUCAUAGUGUCCGUUCGUCUAGUGAAAAAGCACUGACUUUGGA